GGCCCGUCGCAUCGCACUGGAUGCGAGCGAGCUCACCAUGGCCGCUCACCGCCGCACUGCUCAUCUGCUUGUAGCGUACCUGUUGGUUGCCACGGCAACCGCCACACCAGAUAUCGGCUAUGGACUACGGCCGAAGGGGAAGAGUUCCUCCGGCAGCUCCAGUAGCUCAAGUGCACAGUCAUCCUCGAGUAGUGGUUCAAUAUCAGGAGGGCUAGGAGGCUUUGGUGGCGGCCCUGACGGAGGAUUUAUCUUUGACGGCAAGGGUCCUGGAGGCUUUGGUGGUAGUGGCGGAGGUACAGGGUCCCAAAGCAGUAGUUCCUCACAGGCUGGUGCAGGAGCUGGAGGUUUUGGAGGUGGUUCUGGAGGUUUGGGAGGAUUUGGGGGUGGUUCUGGAGGACAUGGAGGUGCAGGAGGCUUGGGUGGAUUUGGAGGAGGUUUGGGAGGUUCAGGUGGCUUUGGUGGUGGUGGUGCAGGUGGCCUGGGGGGUUCUGGAGGAUUUGGAGCUGGUGGAAAAGGCACAGGUGGUCUGGGUGGAUCAGGAGGUUUUGGUAGCGGUUCAGCAGGCCUAGGAGGAGCAGGAGGAGGAGGAGGAGGAGGAGGAGGAGGAGGAGGAGCAGGAGGUUUUGGUGGUAAGGGACCAGGUGGCUUUGGUGGAGCUGGUGGACUAGGAGGUGGUUCUGGAGGGUUUGGAGGAGGUAGUGGAGGUAUUGGUGGAGGAGCAGGAGGUUUUGGUGGUAAGGGACCAGGUGGCUUUGGUGGAGGUGGUGGAUUAGGGGGCAGUUCUGGAGGGCUUGGAGGAGGUAGUGGAGGUAUUGGUGGAGGAGCAGGAGGUUUUGGUGGUAAGGGACCAGGCGGUUUUGGUGGAGCUGGUGGACUAGGAGGUGGUUCUGGAGGGAUUGGAGGUGGCAUAGGAGGAGGAGCUGGAAGUAGUAGCAGUUCUAGCAGUAAGAGUGAUGCUGCCAGUGGAGGCAUUGGUGGUGGAGCUGGAGGUCUUGGAAGUGGAAUUGGAGGUCCUGGAGGAAUUGGUGGUGGUGGUGGGGGCCUAGGAGGAUCUGGUGGUUUUGGUGGAUCUGGAGGAUUUGGAGGAGGUAAAGGAGGACUUGGAGGUGGUUCUGGUGGUUUUGGUGGAGCUGGUGGUUUUGGGGGUGCAGGAUCUGGAGGUUUUGGAGGCAGUGGAGGAGCAGGAGGUUUUGGAAGUGGUGGAGGUGCAGGAGGUUUUGGUGGUGGUAAAGGAGGUGUUGGAGGAUUUGGAGGUGGUAGUGCUGGCUCAGGAACUGGAGCAGGUGGGUUUGGAGGUUCUGGUGGCACUGGAGGAUUUGGUGGUGGAAGUGGUGGCUUUGGGGGUGGUAAGGGAGGUGCCGGUAGCUAUGGAGGUGGUGGAUCCAGUGGCUUUGGUGGUGUUGGAGGGUCUGGAGGCCUUGGAGGUGUGUCUGGCGGUUUUGGAGGUGGAAAAGGAGGAUCAGGUGGUUUUGGAGGGGCAGGAGCGAGUGCAGGUGCAGGGAGUGAAGCAGGCGGAUUUGGGGGUGCUGGAGGGCUUGGUGGAGGAUCAGGAGGCUUUGGAGGUACAGGAGGGCUUGGUGGGGCGUCAGGAGGAUUUGGAGGUGCAGGAGGGCUUGGUGGAGGGACAGGGUUUGGAGGUGGUAAAGGAGGGGCUGGUGGAUUUGGGGGAGCUGGUUCAGGGAGUGGAGCAGGUGGUUUUGGGGGCUCUGGAGGUACAGGAGGGUUCAGUGGAGGAACUGGAGGCUUUGGAGGUGGUAAAGGGGGUGCUGGUGGAUUUGGAGGUGCAGGAGGUUUUGGAGGUGGGUCAGGUGGUGCAAGUGGUGGUGCAGGAUCUUUUGGUGGUGCCGGAGGUUUGGGCGGUAGUUCUGGAGGCUUUGGAGCUGGAAAAGGGGCUGCUGGUGGAUUUGGAGGAGCAGGAAGUUAUGGAGGUGGAGCAGGAGGUGUAGGUGGAGGAGCAGGAGGAUUUGGAGGUUCAGGGGGUUUGGGUGGUGGAGCUGGAGGGUUUGGAGGCUCAGGGGGUUUGGGAAGUGGAGCUGGAGGUGGAAAAGGGGGUGCGGGUGGGUUUGGAGGAGCAGGAAGUUAUGGAGGUGGAGCAGGAGGUGUAGGUGGAGGAGUAGGAGGGUUUGGAGGUUCAGGAAGUUUGGGUGGUGGAGCGGGAGGGUUUGGUGGUGGAAAAGGUGGUGCUGGUGGAUUUGGAGGUAUAGGAAGCGGAGUUCCUGCCAUUGGAGGUUUUGGAGGAGGUGCUGGUAGUGGAUCCAGUAGCAAAAGUGAUGCCAGCAGUGGCAGCAUAGGAGGUGGAGCAGGUGGUGGAGCUGGUGGACUUGGAGGAGCUGCAGGUCCUGGAGGUUUUGGUGGUGCUGGAGCUGGAGGCUUUGGUCCUGGAGGCCCAGGAUCUAAUGGAGGCCUUGCAGGUACUGGAGGCAUUGGAGGUGGUGGUAUUGGACGCCCUGGGGGAUUCGGCAGCAAAGGACCAGGAGGAUUUGGAGGUACUGGUGGUUUAGGAGGAGGUCCUGGUGGAGCAGGAGGUUUUGGAGGUGGUGCUGGAGGUUUUGGAGGUGGUGCUGGAGGUGCCGGUGGAGCUGGAGGCUUUGGAGGAUUCGGUGGUGAAGGAGUCAGUGGAGGUGGAUUUGGAGGUAAACUUUCUGGUGGCGGACCUGGUGGCUUUGGUGGACCACCUGGAGGUUUUGGAGGUUUCUUUGGAGGUGGCUCAGGCUCCAGCAGCAAGAGUAGCUCAAGCAGCAGCAGUGGCAGUUUCGGCACUGGAGGCUCUGGUUCUGACUCUUCCAGUAACACCAUUUCAGGAAACUUUGGAACUCCAGGAUUCGGUGGCAGCGGCAGCGGCAGCGGCAGCUUCUCCAGCUCUAGCAGCAGCAGUUCCAGCUUCAGCGGCAGCGGCGGUCACUCCAAAGGGCCCAAGGCGUACGGCCGCUGAGCAACCGCCGUGACUGGGCCCGCCUUUCAGCUGGGCCUGGUUUUUCGACCCGUUUCAUCAGUCACAUCACCAGGAAUUGUGGUUUUCCGUCCAUGUGUCAAAAAGACAUAUUCAUCGAUUUUAUGUGAUACCAUGUGAUAUUAAAGACAACAGUACUGAUGUGUCAUUAUCUCUUCAUAUUACGCGAAAUAAAUUUUUCAUACUA
Schistocerca piceifrons (Central American locust) is the source of this 3137-nucleotide messenger RNA. RefSeq lists its product as uncharacterized. NCBI's taxonomy places the organism in Eukaryota, Metazoa, Arthropoda, Insecta, Orthoptera, Acrididae. The record is from RefSeq and is a predicted model, not a curated record. The transcript is spliced from 7 exons. Bases 38 to 2932 code for a protein of 964 amino acids.